GUUUUUUUUCCCCGCCACGAGGGGAGCUGCGGUAUCUACCCUCUACAAUGCCGCCAGCCGUUUGGCCCAGAUCGCAAUCUCGUCGUUGGUGGGACACGGAUACCGAACGCCGAGUGGGCAAAAGCCCGGGGGAUAAGAGGGAGAAGGCCACUUGUCAAGGGGAGACAGCCGCCUGGGCGAUCCUGGGCACGAUCGAUCCUCGCGUGUCGGGGUCGGCUUCCUGUCUCCCGGGCCGUCGGCUUGCGUGACCGGGAACUGGCAGCCACCGAGAAAGUAUCCCAUCCAGCCCAGCUAGCCACAUCUCGAUCUCUCCAAGAAAAGAAACGGGGCCCACGGCAGACACGGCCGCCUCCGGUGCUUAGCUGCCUAGGCAGACUAGGCUAAUUCUUUUUGCUCUUUUGGUGGGCGGCGGCUAUGCCUUGCCGUGCCGAGCCCUCCAAAAGCGCCGCAUUGGAGGGUGCCGCCCAACCACCUCGUGCGGCAGCCAGCCAGCCUGUUGCCGUCAGUGUUUCGAACCGUGUUUAGGUGGUCGAGCGGCGGCGCAUGGCCAAAAAGAAAAGAGCAGUGGUCCAUUAUUGUUAUGAUGCGAAUCUGCUUCCCCCCCGUGGCUACUUGGCGCGCCUUGCCAAGAUGGUAUCACGGCCCCCGCCCCAAGGAUUAUCUGCUUGGAAGUCUUGUCGCCGAGCACUCCAAGCUCUAGGAAAGAGGGGGGGACAAGACGCCAAGGGCCAUGGCAUGCAUAUUGUGGGUGGUGAUGCUGGUGCUGAUGCCCCCCUUUUUAUUUCUCUUCCUUCUUUCCGACAUUCUCCCUGGCGACCUGCCUUCCAUAUUAGGUGCCGACGCGGUGAUUAGGAGCGCGGCCACUGGCGCAAUAGCAUGUGGCUACGGAGGUCCAACCUCGUGACUGGGCUUGGCCUUGGGAGGGCCGAUGGGAUUGGCCAGGCGGCCCCGGUUGAGGCCUCUGGAAAAGUCUUGGGAGAGGGUUCCGCGGGCCUAGCGCUGAUUCGCAGGUGCAACGGAUAUCGAUCAGACCAUAUUCACGUCACUGCGCCGGCGCUAGAGCACUCAGGAGCGCUCCCGUUGGAAGCGUGGGAUGCCGCCCCAGAGCCAGAGGUGCCAGAGGCAGAGGCAGAGCCACAGCCAGAGAGCCCGCCCCUAGGCAACGGCUGGCAUUGGCGAUCGGCAGCGGCUCCCCGGCAAGCGUCCUUGGACAUGGAACUCCCAUCUGGCUCGGCGGGUGCUCGUCAAUAA
This is a messenger RNA of Gaeumannomyces tritici R3-111a-1, 1251 nucleotides long. RefSeq lists its product as hypothetical. Lineage: Eukaryota; Fungi; Ascomycota; Sordariomycetes; Magnaporthales; Magnaporthaceae. The record is from RefSeq and is a predicted model, not a curated record. The transcript is spliced from 2 exons. The coding region runs from base 877 to 1251 and encodes 124 amino acids.